AUGGAGCCACUCAGCAAUGGAACUCUGCACUUGGUGGAAGAGACUAGCAACUAUGUGAACACUUGUCGUAUAAAGAAUAAUCCCAUGGACUUGCUUGCAGUACGAAUGCUUAUGCUUGCACUGUACUCUACUGUAUUCAUUGUGGCUGUUUCCGGAAAUUUUCUUGUUGUUUACGUAGUAAUUGGUAGUAAACGGAUGCAGACUGUGACAAAUAUUUUCAUAACGAAUCUGGCCAUAUCCGAUCUAAUGGUAAACUUCACAUCGCUCUGGCUAACCCCAAUGUAUACUUAUGUUGGACACUGGAUAUGGGGAGAUUUAUUAUGUCAUGGACUUCCUCUUUUUCAAGGCACAAGUAUUUUUAUAAGCACCUUAACCUUGAUGGCAAUUGCUAUGGACCGAUAUAUCGUCAUUGUACAUCAUUCUAGUUCAAUGAAUAUAAAUGAUAGGAUGUCAAUGAGGACUUGUAUAUUUAUUGUAACAAUGAUUUGGUUUAUAUCACUUAUGCUUGUCAUGCCAUACGCUUAUCAUAUGAGAUUGACUUUCAUCACUGAACCAUGUAACUUCUGGGUUUGUGGAGAAGACUGGUCCAAGAAGAAUAUCAAAAGUGUAUAUGGUGUGAUAGUCAUGGCUCUGCAAUUUAUUGUCCCAUUUGUCAUAAUUGGGAUCAGCUAUCACAGUAUUUGGUCAUUUUUGAAUGGUAGACGACGACUGACAACGGAAAGAGCCAUAGAAACCAGCAGGGAAGGAUUCGUCAAAGCUAUUCCCUUUUUACGAUUUGGCAAGCCUCGUGGUCGAGUUAGGGUUAAGGCAGAAGAACGACCAGGAGAGUAUAAAUCUAUUGCAACUACCCAUACACCAAUCGAUUGCUCAAAAGAAAGCGAAGAGAAUUCAAAUUACCAAAAAGAUUGCUUACAAAGCCACAAAACAUUUCAUGGUAAAAACAACGACGUAAAGAAUUCGCUGGAAUCACCAGAUACUGAAAAAGUCGACUUGAUACUCACUGAUGAUGCAGAAAUGCAUGACAAUUAUCUUUUAUGA
Cylicocyclus nassatus is the source of this 1038-nucleotide messenger RNA. Lineage: Eukaryota; Metazoa; Nematoda; Chromadorea; Rhabditida; Strongylidae. The record is from the annotation of a GenBank genome assembly.